UCGGAUUUACACAGUAAUAUAUUAUAUUAGUUGACUUUUAUAAUAAUGAAUUCAGAGGAAUUUCUAUCUGCUGCACAAUUAUUAUUACAAUUUAUAGUGAAGUAUAGAAAUGGAGCAUUUUCUCGUGAAUUUCCAGUAUUACCGAAUAAAGAAAUAAUUCAACCAAAUUAUCUUAAAUCAUUCAUAUCAAAUAAAGCACCAGAGAAUAAAGAAAGUUUUAAUGAAAUACUUAAAGAUAUUGAAGAUAAAAUUAUGCCUGGACUUACACAUUGGCAACAUCCGGAUUUUCAUGCUUAUUAUCCAACAGGUACAUCAUAUGCAUCAAUAUUAGGUGAUUUAUUGUGUUCAAGUAUUGCAUGUAUUGGAUUUUCAUGGUUAUCAUGUCCACCAUGUACAGAAUUGGAAGUGAUCAUAUUAGAUUGGAUGGUUCAUGCAUUAGGAUUACCGGAUAAAUUUUUAUCAUCUAGUAGUGUGAAUGAUCCAUUACAUAAAGGUGGUGGAGUUAUUGAAGUAAGUGCAAGUUUGGCUUGCGCAACAGUAGCUCUGGGUAUACGCGAUCGAGUGAUGAAAACGUAUGUAAAAAACACUAAUCAAUCUACAAAAAUCAUAGAUGAGAAUAAAACUGGAUCAAUGGUCGAUCGUAUGGUAGCGUAUACAUCAGAUCAGGCACACAGCUCUGUCAUUCGGGCAUUUCAUCUGGCUAUGUUGAAAUGUCACAUGAUUCAAACAAGGAAGAUGGAGAAAAAAUUAAUUUUUGAUUCAAAGGAUUUACAAGAAGCAAUUGAAAACGAUAUAAACAAAGGUUUUAUUCCAGUUAUGUGUGUAGCAACAAUGGGUACAACAUCGACAUGUGAAUUUGAAAAUCUUUAUGAAAUCGGUAACAUUUGUAAGAAAUUCAAUAUUUGGUUUCAUGUCGAUGCAGCAUAUGCGGGAAGUGCAUUACUUUGUCCUGAAUUUCGUUAUCUUGGCAAGGGUAUUGAAUUAGCUAACUCAAUUAAUAUCAAUGCUCAUAAAUUAUUACUUGUAAACUUUGACUGUUCAUUACUUUGGCUAAGUGAUCACACUGUUAUAUCGACUGCAUUCCAAGUGGAUCCACUUUAUUUGCAGCAUACUUUUGAAGGAAUGCCAGAGUAUCGUAAUUGGAGUAUAUCACUUGGUAGACGAUUUCGAGCUUUAAAACUUUGGUUUGUUUUACGAUUGUAUGGACUUAAAAAUAUUCGUCAUUUACUUCGAUUACAUUUUGAUUUAGCUAAAAAGUUUGAACAACUAUUGACAACGGAUGGUCGUUUUGAAAUUGUCAACGAUGUACAAUUCGGUCUGGUGUGUUUUCGAUUAAAGAAUAAUAAUGAAUUAACAAAGAAAUUGCAUGAAAAUUUAUUAAAUAAAGGUGAAGUAUAUCUUGUUUUAAGCUCAUAUCAUGAGAACGCAGGUCAAGAACUUGGUCAAAUGAAUACAACUAUAUCAUAUCAAACAACAACAACAACGACUGUAUUUCUUCGAUUUGUUUCAAUACACGGUACAACAAUGAAAGAUAUUGAUUAUGCUUAUCAGAAAAUUGCUUCAUGUGCUACAGAAAUUCUUGAUCAAUUCAAUGAAUGAAAUGCUUAAUUGAUGAAUAGAUAGAUAGAUUAAUUGGUUGAUCAACCGAUCAAUCAACCAAUCGGUUGAUCGGUCUGUUGAUUGAUUGAUCUAAUGAUCAACUGACUAAUUAAUUGAGCAAUCGAUAAUAUAUUAUUUAUGUGUUCAAGAUACUUGUAUUUAUUUUGUUUAUUAAAGUCGGG
Messenger RNA from Schistosoma bovis, 1781 nucleotides. The record is from the annotation of a GenBank genome assembly. Lineage: Eukaryota; Metazoa; Platyhelminthes; Trematoda; Strigeidida; Schistosomatidae.